Leptinotarsa decemlineata (Colorado potato beetle) is the source of this 1546-nucleotide messenger RNA. RefSeq names its product 5'-nucleotidase-related protein. Gene Ontology annotation, biological process: AMP catabolic process. The record is from RefSeq and is a predicted model, not a curated record. NCBI's taxonomy places the organism in Eukaryota, Metazoa, Arthropoda, Insecta, Coleoptera, Chrysomelidae. Gene Ontology annotation, molecular function: 5'-nucleotidase activity. Gene Ontology annotation, cellular component: plasma membrane.
AUGUAUGAGGGUUUGAUUAAUUUUCCAGAGCUGGAUCUGAAGAAUAUUCAUGGACAGCCGUACGACAAUGGACAAUGGGAUAAUAGCCUACAAGCAUUGAUACAAGAAGAAAAUAACCUAGUAGCUUGGGUGCCCUGUGUUAGGUACAAUACAGUUAGUCGCUGUUUGAGAGAAGCAAAAACUGACCAACCUAUUCUUUUGCCGAAAAGAACGACAACUCGCUGGUCAUGUCAAGUUGAAGCCACUAAAGCAGUCUUGCGAGGCUAUAAAGAUUUUAUAAAUGCCCUCGAAGAAAUUAUUGAGGACGAAGAAGACACAGCUAAAUCAAGAGCAACAGCUACAAAGUCCAAUACUGGAAAUUUGAAAUUUCUUCCUGAGUCUGCAAGUGUCAACGAAGAAGCUGAACGUUUAGUUAGAGAAGAAGACGUCUUCACGAACAUUGUUUUGUCUCAUUCUGGAUACAGUAUUGACAAGGAGAUAGCUGCUAACGCUUCGACCAGUAUUAGCUUAAUCGUUGGAGGACAUACACACACCUUUCUCUUCACAGGAGAUAAACCACCUGGACCUGAGCCUGUUCGGGGACCUUAUCCGACGAUAGUAAGAAGCAAACAUGGUCAAAAAGUUUUGAUUACGCAAGUAUCCUGCGCUAGUAGAUAUUUGGGUAACAUUACAAUGUUGCUGAACAAACAUGGAAAAGUUAAUCAUUUCUCUGGAAAUCCAAUAUUUUUGGAUAGUUUGUUUCCUCAAGAUGAGAAAAUAAAUGAAAUGCUGGUUCCUUGGCAGAAAUUGAUUGAUGCCCAAGGUGAAAAGGUCAUAGGGUCAACUCUUUUGUCAUUGAAUAUAACGAGAUGUCAUUAUCAAGAAUGUUCUCUGGGCGAUUUCGUGACAGAUUCCAUGGUAUUCGCAUAUGAGUCAUCAUCCAACGGUUCUACGAGUGGAGUGGAUUGUGCUGUAACCAAUCCAGGAGGAUUGAGGGGCGACUUAAAUAUCGGAAAUAUUACCUAUAAUGAACUGUCCACCGCACAACCUUUCAGGAAUACUAUUGAUAUAGCAAAAAUCAAGGGAGAAGAUUUGAAAAGAAUGUUCGAGUUUUCCGCGCAGCCGAAACAAUUCAGUAAACUGAAUCUUCUACAAGUGUCAGGGAUCAAAAUGUCUUAUAAUCUGUCACAGCCUCAAGGAAAUAGAGUGGUAUCUUUGAAAAUCAGAUGUCGGAAUUGUACUCAUCAAAUAUAUGAAGAUCUUCAGUUAGGUCAUUACUAUACGAUAGCAUUACCAUCGUUCCUAACAAAAGGGGGAACCGGAUUCAAUUUUCUUGAAGAUGUGUUGAUUGCCACGAAGACUGGACCUCUGGAUAUGGAAGUUUUUCAAGAUUAUCUAUCGAAACAUUCACCAAUAUCUUAUUUAGACUCGGAAAGAAUAACAGUAUAUGAUAGCGAGCGACAAGAGUUAUAAUGAAAAGGAAAAAAGGAAGAAGAAGCAAAGAAGAGCAAAGCAAAGAACAGUUGUAUACCGGUGGCUCUCAAAUUGAAAACAAUAUGGGAGGAUG